AUGCUAUACUACACAACAAACCGCAUCCGAAUCGCAUCAGCCAACCACGAGAUCUACUUGUCUGAAAACGGCCCCUCCAGGGGGGCUGCAGUGCCCACACCAGCAGACCCUCCCAAAAAAAAAUCGAGGUCCGCGCCGUUCGGCAGCAGGAGGCGCGCUGCGCGAAAGCUGAAUCAAAACAAAACGAAGUUUGAAGAAAGGACGGGGCAGUGUAUGGUUGCCACGUCAGCAGAAGAUAACACGCGGCGCGCUAUCGAACGCGGCAGCCUCCCCGUCGUAGAGAGAACGCUGGAGGAAACGAAGGAGGAGUUGGUCAAAAAUAAGAAAACUGUGGAAGAGAGCCAGGCUCAACCUCGUUGCCGCCGCCGCCGCCGCCGCCGCUGCUGCUGCUGUUUUUUCAGCAGCAGCAGCGGCGGCGGCAAGUGUCUGCGUGGCUUCACCGCCCGGCUGCUGCCCGGGUGUGUCAUGAGGCAUGUGUUCUAGAGUGGGACCGCGCAAUGGUGUUGUGCUGUGCCACAUAACAGGGCGCAAAGCACACAGGCGAGCCGCGCCCUCGCGCGUGUGCGUCAGAGGGUCUUUUCGGGAGGUUCCGACGGUUUCGUGCAAUUUCAUUGGUUGGUCGAUUU
Messenger RNA from Ectocarpus sp. CCAP 1310/34, 626 nucleotides. Lineage: Eukaryota; Phaeophyceae; Ectocarpales; Ectocarpaceae. The record is from the annotation of a GenBank genome assembly.